AGAGAGAGGGAGAGAAAGAGAGCGAGACAAGAGACCAGAUAAGGAUCAAGAUCAAGAUAUAGAGUCGCCUUUCCCUGACAACAAGGACAUAGAGAUAAAGCACCAAAGUACCAUGCAGGACGACCCUGAGGGAUACUUGGUGAUUGGGGGAAACAGAACGGGAGACAUCCACAGGACUGGUAGUGGGUUUGCUGGUGGGGGAGGUAUGGGAGACAGGGGAGGAGACAGGGGAGAUGGGCAAGACACAAGCAUGGAGCUGAAGGAUUUGACCAGCAGCACAACAGACAAUGAACAUCUGAUUGCAGAAGAAGACGAGGACGGUGACAUCAUAACGCAAAGGAAUGACAUCACAGCAAAAAUGAAUGACAUCAGGACUCAAUGUGAUGACUUCGGAGAUGAGGUCAACGGUGAUUCCGAGAGCCAAUCAGCGCACAGUGAGCCUCGGGUCUACAUAGAGGUGGGUGUGGCUAAGGUGGAGCUAGCCUCGGGACCACUCAAGGCCCAAUCGUCUUUCCAAGAAUCUCCGGAAUUCCCGUCCACUGUGAGCACAGGUAACCAUGGCACUGACAUUAAAACAGACACUUUGAUGAAUGACAGCACAAAAUCCAGCAAUGACUCUGAUAAUGACAGCGCUAAAACGACCACAGACACUUAUGACAACUUAGAUGAUAGCGGCAAAGUCAACAGGGAAGAUUCUUCGGACAAAAAGAGUACUGAUGCUUUUAAAUUAAAAACAAACCCACACAAUCACAACUCUGAUCUGGCCAUGAUGGACUCCACAACAACCCUCUGCAGACGUAACCACGACAACUACACAACCCCCGACAUCCCGUCCGACGACACAUCCACCUCCAGAUCGGAAACUUCAGUCCCUCUCAACCAAUCGGCCCCGGCGCCCGACAUCACAUGGGACGACACCCCGAACGUCAGGGAGGGGGGUGAAGGCGACGGUAGACCGCCCUCACAGAGGAGUGUAGCGGAGGGGGUGUGCUGCUGCUACAGAGCAGUACACAAGGCCUUCAUAAGGUGCCUAGAGGAGACACCAGCCAUGCUCCCUGGACUGCUGCUGGCCAUGGGCUUCUGUGUGGCUAUCAUCAUCCUUAUACCAACUACCGGAAGGCUGAAAGAGAACAUCAGUGUCCAUGUAGGGGCCCUGUCCGUGGUCUGUGUGGUGCUGUGUUUGAGCACAGCCCUGCUGGUGGCCCUGCCCUGGCUGGCCGUGGUGAGGCGGUGUGGAGGAGCGCUGUCACUUUGCCUCUGGGGGGCCCUGUAUGUCACAGCUAUAGUCUUCACCUUCACCGGAGGGCCCGUCACCGCAUGGGAACAGGUAGCGUUCUUCCUCUUCCUGUCUCUGUGUGUGUACACGGUGCUGCCCCUGUCCCUAGCCUGGGCUCUGAUGGUGGGCAUAGGGACCAGUGUGUCACACAUCAUCAUCAUCAGUGUCUACGUUCCCGUCACCAGGCCUAACACACCAAACCUGGCAGUGCAGCUGGUGGCCAAUGCUGUGUUGUUUUUGUGUGUGAACUGUGUGGGAGUGUUUCACCUGUGGCUGACUGAGCAUGCCCACAGGAAGUCCAGUAAGAAGAAAGAGAGGUUCAGCGCCAUGCGCUCCCAGAGGGACAUGCAAAAACACCAGCAGGAGCACCUCCUCCUGUCCGUGUUGCCACGAUAUAUCGCCAUGGAGCUGAAGACGGAGAUCAUCAAACGACUGUCAGAGAAUAAAGAGAAAGGACAGAACUUUCACAGUCUGUACAUCCGGCAACACAAAGAUGUCAGUAUUCUGUAUGCUGACAUUGUGGGGUUUACUAAGCUGGCCAGUACCUGUUCUCCUGAGGAGCUGGUGGGAGUCCUCAAUAAGCUCUUCGGCAGGUUCGAUGACAUUGCCAAGAAGAACGAGUGUUUGCGUAUAAAGAUCCUGGGUGAUUGUUACUAUUGCGUGUCGGGUCUGCCAGACCCCAUCCCGGCCCACGCCAGGAACUGUGUUCAGAUGGGACUCAACAUGUGCACGGCUAUCAAUAAACUACGGGAGGCUACUGGUGUGGAGAUCAGUAUGAGAGUGGGUGUGCACUCCGGCAACGUUCUCUGUGGCGUGAUUGGUCUACAGAAGUGGCAGUACGACGUCUGGUCACAUGACGUGACUCUGGCCAACCAUAUGGAGUCUGGGGGCAUGCCAGGGCGUGUCCACAUCACAGAGGAGACACUGGGACACUUAGCUGGGGUGUACCAAAUGGAGGACACUGACGGGGGAAGCCGGGAUGCUCUGCUAAAGGGGAGGAAAACCUACCUGGUGAUCGACCCCCAUAAGGAAGACACCACCUCUAAGAGGAAGGAAAAGAUAAACAUCCUGACGGUCAGUGGUCAUAAGCAGCGAGCCUCAGUGAGGAUGUCUCAGUACCUGCAGUCCUGGCAGACCAUCUGUCCAUUCUCUGACCUCAGCAACCCUGAGGCCACACCCACCCAGCUGCCAAUCAACCCGACCUGCGCCAGCACGAAUCAAUCACAGCCAUCCGCAGAUAGACCACCUACUCAGACCGAUUCCAGCAGUACCAGUCAGGUCCUGGACGACGGCAUAAGAGGGUCGUUAGAUACUAUUGACGGCGCAGGGCGGAGAGAAAAAAAGCUGAACUGCUUCACGCUGUUAUUCAAUGACCUAAAGCUGGAAAAACAGUUUCGUCUCUCAGAGGUCAAAGGUCUACACCAGUCAGUAGGCUGCAUGGCUCUCAUCUUCGUGUCUCUGUUUACUGUCCAAAUGCUCGUCUCCCAGAAAAACUUUCACAUGGCUGUGUCGUAUGGCGUCACCUUCCCUGUUCUAGUGUUGCUUCUCUCUGUGGUCUGCACGGGACACCUCAAGAGAUGGCGCUCUAAAAUCCCUCUCAGUCUACAGUGGGUGACGUCGCUGUCACAGGGAGUGGCCACAAGGCCGGCGGCACGUUUACUGCUGGUCUGCCUUUGUCUACUCAUCACCUUGCUUAUGGCCAUACUGAACUUUUUCUUUCUACCUGGAGACAACUGUGCCUCCAACUCGUACAACACAUCACAACUACAGAACCUCAACCUGUACACCGUCCCUUAUUACCUGUACUGCUGCCUGCUGGCCAUGCUAGGUGUGGUGGUGUUUGUGAGGACGUGCAUGUCCGUCAAGGUGUUGCUCCUCACACUGGCUGUAGUAGUCUACCUGUCUCUCUUCCUCUACGUCUACGCACCUCGCUCAGACUGUUACAUGGCCCUGCUCUACAAUGAUACAAAGCCUGGAGUCCUAAAGGAGCCUAAGAUCAUGGCUGGAGUUUGGCUGUUCAUCUUCUAUUUUACAUGCCUGAUACUGGCACGACAGGACGAGUUGGGCUGUCGCGUGGAGUUCCUACUGCAGCAGUGUUUCAGAACUGAGAGGGUUGAGAUGGAGACCAUGGAGAAUGUUAACAAACUACUACUGAAGAAUGUCCUGCCUCUUCAUGUAGCAUCUAAAUUCAUGGGCAAGACCAUACGCAACCAGGACCUGUACAGCCAAUCAUGUGACUGUGUGUGUGUGAUGUUCGCCUCGGUACCCCAGUUUAAGGAGUUCUACAGCGAGAGCAGUGUGAACCGAGAUGGACUGGAGUGUUUACGUUUCCUCAAUGAGAUCAUCUCAGACUUUGACGAGCUUCUCUCAAAGCCAAAGUUCUGUUCUGUGGAGAAGAUUAAGACUAUUGGCAGCACCUACAUGGCAGCUGCUGGUCUGACCAAUCCUGCUAUAGGGGACGAGCGAAAGGACUGUGAUGUGUCCUACAGCCAUGUGCGCAGCAUGGUAGAGUUUGCCAUCGCUCUGAAGAACAACUUGGAGUCCAUCAACCAACACUCCUUCAACAGCUUUAAGCUACGCAUCGGGAUAAACCAUGGUCCAGUGAUUGCGGGGGUGAUCGGAGCCCACAAACCACAGUAUGAUAUCUGGGGGAACUCUGUGAACGUGGCCAGUAGGAUGGACAGCACCGGAGUACUAGACAAGAUCCAGGUGACAGAGGAAACAGCGCAGGUGGUGAAGACCUUUGGCUUCAGUGUGACCAAGAGAGGAGUCAUCACCGUCAAGGGCAAGGGAGAACUUACAACCUACUUCAUCAACACCGACUGACCAAUCAUCUUCUCUCUUCUGACCUCUCCAACCAAUCGUCGUCACCCAUCCAGCCACACAUCAAACUCUGACCUUCAGUCGUCCUUAUUUAUUCUCAUGCAGUAAUGCUGUGAACGGGGAUGCUGCAUUAGGAGGAAGGAGGUGCUGUCUUUUGGAGGAAUAUGUUAAACCAAUUACAGAUGUCAUUAUAACGUACUGUAUUGAACUUUUGAUCGUGUAAUUUCAGAUCAAUGUUUUUCAUUUUGUUUUUUAAAAGAGAUUGAUGUAUUUUGUCUAUUCUGAAUGACUUUAUAAGCACGCCUGGGCAUACAGUAUAUGAAUGUACAUAGAAAUAAACUAAGAUGUGGAAGGUUGUGCUUCUGUGUACGCUACCAAAUACCAAAUUGCAUUGAUGUUUUUGUAAGCUCAUGAAAAUGUGUGUAUUUCCUUUUACUCAUAACGUUUCAGGAACCUGUGAAGCACUGGACGUGUAGAAAUAUGUCGUAUUUAAACAAUUGUUUCGACGUAUGAUAGUUUGGUGAAGCAAGAUGACGUGAAUUCAAUAUUAAACUAUAUUUUGGAAUUUUGA
Molecule: messenger RNA, 4670 nt
Organism: Oncorhynchus mykiss (rainbow trout)
Lineage: Eukaryota; Metazoa; Chordata; Actinopteri; Salmoniformes; Salmonidae
Product: adenylate cyclase type 4
Biological process (GO): adenylate cyclase-inhibiting G protein-coupled receptor signaling pathway; intracellular signal transduction; cAMP biosynthetic process
Cellular component (GO): plasma membrane
Molecular function (GO): adenylate cyclase activity
Source: RefSeq, a predicted model, not a curated record